AUGCCGUGGAGUGCUGUCGACCAUGCCAAGGUCCGCGGCACUACGCCUGUCUUCCGCAAGGACGACAGGAUCAAGUGCUUGCUGCGUGACGCCCUCGAUGCGGCGGCAGAUCCUUUGAGUAGCUACUUGGAGGAUUUGGACAACGAUCAUUUCGAGCAGCUAAUCGAUGCUUUCCGCCCACACGAAGUACCUCGGGAUGCUUACGUUAUCGUGCAGGGUCAUUACGUGGAGAAUGACAAGCCGGGACUGUUCGUGCUGGAGGAUGGCAGGCUGGAAGCUCUGAAGGCAGACAAGUACGAGGAGAGAGUUGUGCAAAGGUACACGGAGCCCGGCAGUAUCUUCGGUGAGCUUGCGGUCCUCCACCAGGCCCCGCGUGCGGCGACCGUGGUUGCAUUAUCCGAUGCGGUGAUUUGGUCUGUGAGCAGACAGACGGUCCACAACAUCACUUGCUCCUUCCAGGAAGCGAAGCGGAAGUACUACGAUCGAAAGUUGAUGUCGGUCGACGUGCUCCAGCCCUUGGACGACGAAGAGCGUCAACAGGUGAUCGAGUGCCUGAGGACUCGCUACUACGACCCUGGUCACAUCAUCAUCCGAGAGGGUGAAGAAGGACACGAGUUCUUCCUCUUGAUAGAGGGCACCGCGACUGUGUCGAAGAACGGCCGUGACCUCAAGACCUAUGAGCCCGGUGACUACUUCGGAGAGCUGGCGUUGAUGCAUGCGAGUCCUCGUGCGGCCACCGUGACGGCCACGGACUCCUGCACACUGGCGGUUCUUGCAGAAAAGGACUUCCGCAGGUUGCUCGGGCCCUUGGCCAGUUUUCACGAAAGUGAGGAGGGUCGAGCAUCUCGCUUGUCUCAAGCGCCCUCGCCGCAGGAAUCCUUUGAUGGUGCAGGUCGAGCAUUUCACCUGUCUCAUACUUCCUCUCCACGAAAAUCGUUUGAUGGAGCAGGCACAGGUCGACCAUCUCGCGUGGCUGCUACUUCCUCACCACGCCUAUCCUUUGACGGGGCAGGCACAGGUCGACCCUCUCGCUUGUCUCAAGCGCCCUCGCCGCGGGAAUCCCUUGAUGGGGCAGGUCGACCAUCUCGCUUGUCUCAUGCUUCCUCACCGCAGAAAUUCUUUGAUGUGGCAGGUGAACCGCGACGAGUUUCUCACAGCCGCAGCACCAUCGCAGGCUGGAGAUGCCGCGAAAGCUGCGUGGAGCGCCCAGCACAGCGCAACUCGUAUCCGGCUGCCAGACCGACAAGAAUGUCGCGCCGAUGA
This is a messenger RNA of Symbiodinium sp. CCMP2456, 1263 nucleotides long. NCBI's taxonomy places the organism in Eukaryota, Dinophyceae, Suessiales, Symbiodiniaceae. The record is from the annotation of a GenBank genome assembly.